AAUCGAACAGAAAGAAAAAAAGUCAAAGUUUUGUGCCAUUUUAUAACAUUACAGUCGAGCUGGAUAUAGGGAAGCUCCAAAGUGCCUUUUGACGUUAUUAUACCACUUUUUUAAUAGAUAUAUAGAGGUUCAUUAAUUUUAUUUACAUAAAUAUGUUUGGAUAUAAAUUCUGAGACAAGUGUUGGAGAAUGAUACCGAAAUAUCCACACAGAAGCUACAAAAUAGAUUGAUAGAUAUACGGCGAACUGUGAACACUAAUACCCACGAACACUUACCCAUCACAUACAGAAAGACAAGGAUAGCCUUGAUCCGUUUUUUAAUCUUUAUUUGAAAAAUGUAGUUAAAUGUUCAAUGAUGAGUGAUAUUACUUUUGGAAACUCGUAUAAUUAACACAUAGCAAUUUACUUUAAAUAUUUCACGACGAUUUAUGUAUUGUUUUCAUAUGUGAUGACUUGACGAUUCCGGUACAUUUUUUAUUUACCAUUCCUGUUGUUCUUGGAAACGGUAAACAUGUUUUAAAUAUCCGUAUCCAGGGCCCGGAAAUAAACAACACUAUCAAAAGCACAUCCUGAAGGUUUUUAACCGAUUUUUUUUA
This is a messenger RNA of Mercenaria mercenaria, 595 nucleotides long. RefSeq lists its product as uncharacterized. NCBI's taxonomy places the organism in Eukaryota, Metazoa, Mollusca, Bivalvia, Venerida, Veneridae. The record is from RefSeq and is a predicted model, not a curated record.